Mercurialis annua (annual mercury) is the source of this 1136-nucleotide messenger RNA. RefSeq lists its product as uncharacterized. Gene Ontology annotation, molecular function: molybdenum ion binding; pyridoxal phosphate binding; catalytic activity. The coding region runs from base 95 to 1006 and encodes 303 amino acids. NCBI's taxonomy places the organism in Eukaryota, Viridiplantae, Streptophyta, Magnoliopsida, Malpighiales, Euphorbiaceae. The record is from RefSeq and is a predicted model, not a curated record. The transcript has 8 exons.
CAUGAAUCCACUGAAAAAGAUAAAGCUAAAGUUAGACAUAACCCGCUACACUUAAUUCUUUAAGCAAACCAAACAAAAAACAGUGUUGAAAAAAAUGGAGAGCAAUGCAAAAAUAACAGUAAUCUAUGUCCAUCCGCUCAAGUCAUGCAAAGCCAUCUCUGUUCGUCAAGCACCCAUUACUCCCACUGGAUUAAGAUGGGAUAGAAAUUGGAUGGUAGUGAAUGAAAAAGGGAGAGCAGUGACUCAAAGAGUGGCACCAAAGCUUGCUUUGAUUGAUGUGGAGCUGCCUCACGAGGCAUUUGUAGAAGAUUGGGAGCCUGCUCAAAAUUCUUAUAUGGUGAUAAAGGGUCCUGGAAUGCCAGAGCUCAAAGUAUCACUAGCAAAACCAGAAGAAACAUCGGACGGUGUGAAAUUAUGGGAGUGGUGUGGCUCUGUGUUGGACGAAGGAGCUGAAGCUGCUAAAUGGUUUUCUGAUUAUAUUGGGAAACCCAGUCGUCUUGUUCGUUUUAAUUCUGGAUCAGAAACAAGGCCAGUGGCUCAAUAUGCUCCUGAGCACAAUGUUUUGUUUUCCGACUUUGGUCCGUACCUGGUUGCAUCUCAGGGAUCAUUAGAUGAAUUAAACAAACAUUUAAAGGAAGGGGUUUUGAUGAAUAGAUUUAGACCCAGCAUUGUAGUUGAUGGCUGUGAACCAUUUGCUGAGGACUUAUGGAAAGACAUUAAAAUAAAUAAAUUUGCCUUUGGAAGUGUCAAACUAUGCGCUCGUUGUAAGAUACCUAGCAUUAAUCAGGAAACCGCAGAAGUAGGGCCAGAGCCAACUGCAACUCUAAAGGAUCUUCAUUCUGAUAAGACUUUGCGCCCAAGUAUGAAAGACAAAGGAGAGGUCUAUUUUGGUCUCUAUUUAGUUUGGAAAGACAUUAUGAAUGGAGUUAAAGGGAACAUAAUUAAAGUUGGAGAUCCUGUUUUCGUUCUCAACAAAAUCUCUUCUACAGAAGAAGCCGCCGUUUGAACCUUUUUAUGUUAUAAUAUCAAAUAAAAUUUGUAGAAUAUGUUUUGAAGUGUGUUUAUGAAUUUUUGAACAUUAAAAGUUUAAAUGGCAUUGUUUUCAGAGAGGCUUUUGAUAGGGCCAGAACGAUGAA